Gilbertella persicaria is the source of this 1342-nucleotide messenger RNA. RefSeq lists its product as uncharacterized. NCBI's taxonomy places the organism in Eukaryota, Fungi, Mucoromycota, Mucoromycetes, Mucorales, Choanephoraceae. The record is from RefSeq and is a predicted model, not a curated record. The coding region runs from base 17 to 1342 and encodes 441 amino acids. The transcript has 2 exons.
UUUUUUUUUAUUCUUCAUGUCUUUCAAGUCAAAACAAAGAGCCAAACACGGUCACUUAUUUGGAGAUGAUCCCUUAAGUGCAGCACUUGUGUCUUCCUCAGAUGAUCCUUUACUUACCAACAGUAGUCAAAGUAGCAGAACAAGUUCACCACAGGAUCCUCUUUCGCGUCCUGAUAGCAGCAAUAGUACACCUGUUUUUGGUCGUAAAACCAACGGUAUUUUUGGUGAUAUUGAUGUCAGUAAACUAAGCAACAAAAGAAAUACGUCAUUACGUUCCAAUACGCUCAAGAAGCAUUAUGAUAUAGAGGAUGAGGAGGAUUUAUUUGGUGGAGGAAGGAAAAAGACAAGCAGCAAAACAUCCUCUGUUCAUAAAAAGAGUCCAGUAUUGGCAGUGAAUGAUCAUUUAGUAGAUAUACCACCUGUGAAUAACAGUUAUUCCCAACCUACUUUGCCUGUAAAAGACGAUAGAGAGCCUAAAGCAGUAGAGACUAAAAUAGAACCCAAAGUAGAGCUUAAAGUAGAGCCUAAAGCAGUAGAGACUAGAAUAGAGCCUAGAGUAGAACCCAAAGCGGAAGAACAAAAACCAAAAGUAGAGCCACCACAAACAAAACAAUCCUUGUCUACUUCUUCUACCUCUUCUUCUUCCUUUUUUCGGUUCUUUAAAUCCAAUAAUAACAACCCAAAACCCGCUUCUCCAUCACCAUCCGUCAAAUCGAUUCAAACGUCUCCUCCUGUUGCUGCUGUUGUUGUUAACAAAGUCAAUGAUCCUAUUGAACAACCUUCUCCAGCACCCAUUUCAAAACCCAAUCUAAAAAAGAAACCAGAGCCAGAGCCAGAGCCAAAACCAGAACCAGAACCAGAACCAACUGUGGUAAUUGAAGAUGAAGCAACAAGAGCAUUUGCAGACGAUGUCAUGACAUUUAAGCCUAAACCAGCUCAGUAUUUUGACGUGACACCUGAAUUAAGUAUGGAUGCACUCAGGAUAGAAGACAAUACAGCCAAUAAACGGUUGGUUCCUUCUGUCAGUACACCCACACACUCUGUAGAUGAUCCUUGGUCUCAAAUUGUACAAUUAGAACCCUCUGUGAGCUCACCUUUAGUGGUCAAAGUACAAGAUAUUGAACCACAAAAGAGAACUGCUUUUGCAGAUUUGAUUACUAGUUGGAAUACAGGUCAAUCCAAUCGUAUUGAAGAAGAACAAGAAGAUGAAGAUGGAUUUUUUGAUCAUGUAGCUGAAGAAAGAAGGGAUAUUGGAUUUGCUGGUAUUGGACAAAAAGAAGAUACUCACUCAACGCAUGAUAUGAUGAGGCCUAUGGAUUGGGAUAAUCCUUGGGAUGAAUAA